AUGUUACUACUUGCUUUGUUGAUGUUUCUUACCUAUCAUGUCGGUCAGUACAUCAUCGGAGAUGCUAUUCACGAUAUACCACUGCUCCUCUACUAUUGGCGACCAUACUUCUCACCAAUUACAACUGCAUUUGCGUCAUGGGUAGAGCCAUGGUCAUGCCUUGCUUUUAACCGUGAAAUUAGGCGAAAUAUCAUAAAAAUAGUGUGCUGUCGGAAGAAACGUCUUGGAUUAACGACGAUGCACAACAUGCUCAGCUUAUUCUUACUGGCCGUCUUUGCAUCAACAGCUCUUGGGCAAUUUUACGGUGGCCGCGGCCCUUACGGAUUUGGACCACGUCCCUAUGGAGGUGGAUUUGGCCGUGGCCCAUAUGGAGGCGGAUUUGGUCGUGGUCCUUAUGGAGGCGGAUAUGGCCCACGACCUUAUGGAGGCGGAUUUGGUCGAGGCCCAUAUGGAGGCGGAUUUGGUCGUGGUCCUUAUGGAGGCGGAUACGGUCCACGUCCCUAUGGAGGCGGAUUUGGUCGUGGUCCUUAUGGAGGAGGAUUCGGCCGUGGCCCCUAUGGGGGCGGUAUGCCAGGUGGAUUCGGAAUGAUGAAUCCUAUGGGAAUGGGAAUGGGUGGAAUAAUGAGCUCUAUGAUGGGUGCAAUGAUGGGAUAA
Messenger RNA from Haemonchus placei, 654 nucleotides. Lineage: Eukaryota; Metazoa; Nematoda; Chromadorea; Rhabditida; Trichostrongylidae. The record is from the annotation of a GenBank genome assembly.